Hypanus sabinus (Atlantic stingray) is the source of this 2507-nucleotide messenger RNA. RefSeq names its product hexosaminidase D-like. Gene Ontology annotation, molecular function: hexosaminidase activity. The transcript is spliced from 13 exons. Bases 340 to 1815 code for a protein of 491 amino acids. NCBI's taxonomy places the organism in Eukaryota, Metazoa, Chordata, Chondrichthyes, Myliobatiformes, Dasyatidae. The record is from RefSeq and is a predicted model, not a curated record. Gene Ontology annotation, biological process: carbohydrate metabolic process.
CGUGGACCUUUUGGGAAGCUUUAAAUUGUAUGGCUAGUGUUUAAUCGUGUAUUUGGACUGUUGGGUGUAUAUCUGGCAUGUUCUCGGAAGGAAAACAAAUUGGGAUUUCUUUUGUUGUCACAUGCACUGAGACACCAGUUCACUGCAAAAGUCUUAGGCACCUAUAUAACUAGAGAUUGUUGCACUGUACUGUAUUUGUCAACGUAGAGCAGAGCGAGUUUGCAGAAACAUUCACUCAGUGGCCACUUUCUUAAAUGUAGGAGUGAAACCUGGCGUGGUCGUCUUCUGCUACAGCCCAUCCACUUCCAAGGUGGUAUAUUGCCCUAAAUUGGUUGAAAAAUGGCAGAUGGUCAAGGGGAUAAACCAAUGGAUGCUGAUGUUAAAAUGCAAAAACCUCCUGAGUUGGGUUUAAAACUAGUUCAUCUGGAUUUGAAAGGAGCACCACCCAAGAUCUCCUACUUGCGUGAGAUCUUUCCUCUGUUUGCAGACCUGGGUGCAGAUGGUAUUCUCCUGGAGUAUGAAGAUAUGUUUCCGUAUGAGGGAAAGUUACAAGUUUUAAAGUCUCCAAAUGCUUACAGUCCUUCAGACAUCAAAGAUCUUAUGGUUCUGGCCAAGACACUAAAGUUUGAAAUAAUUCCAUUAGUGCAAACCUUCGGCCACAUGGAGUUUGUACUUAAACAUAAAGCUUUUGCUCACCUUCGUGAAGUGAAAGUAUUCCCUAACACUCUCAAUCCACACAAAGGAGAGUCUAUGGAAUUAGUAAAAUCCAUGAUUGACCAGAUAAUGGCAAUACAUAACAACGUAAAAUGGAUACACAUUGGAUCAGAUGAGGUUUAUUACCUCGGUGAAGGUGAAGAAUCCAAGCAAUUGAUUGAGCAAGGCCAAACUGAUAAAAAUAGUCUGUUCAUGUUUCAUGUGAAAGCAGUUGCAAGCUACAUCAUUGCUACUCACUCAAAUGUGAAACCUAUAAUUUGGGACGAUAUGCUCCGAAAUAUCAGUGCAGCUAAACUUAAAGAAUCUAUGUUAGAUCAGCUGGUUGAACCAAUGAUCUGGGUAUAUAAUGCUGACCUUGAUGUGAAUAAGAUGUCACUUCAAAUACAAAAAUAUCAGAGAAUGGGAUUCUCUCAAAUAUGGUUUGCAAGUGCUUUUAAAGGAGCUACAGGUGCAGCUCAGUGUCUAACAUCAAUUAGCUAUCACUUGGCUAACCACCUGCAGUGGCUGAAGGUAGCUGAGACUCUGCCAAGAAACUCCAUUCAUUUACAGGGGAUUGCACUCACUGGUUGGCAGAGAUAUGAUCAUUUCUCUGUUUUGUGUGAAUUACUUCCUGUGGGGAUUCCAUCCUUGGCAGUCUGUCUGCAGACCUUGAAACAUGGUGUGUUCUCUCUAAAGGAAGAGGAAUAUGUGAAACAGUCUCUUGGAUGCAAAAGUCUAAGAAUUGAUUUUCUAAGCGUUGAAGAUGCUGGCAGUUUUCCAGGCAGUGAAGUACUUGACCACGUAACUCACAUUAUUACUUACCUACAGGAAUCUGUUGAUAAACUUCAUGAAAACAUAUAUAUAAGAGGAUGGUUCAGUAACUACCACAGAAAGAGAAAGUACGUCCACCCUGGUAUCAUUCAGAAUUUUGAAGGAGAAGUUAGAAGUGUCUGUGCACUUUGGGGGGCAGCCAUAAGUAAACUGCGUACAGCAAUGGAAAGAAUCUAUUAUCCAGAUACUGUGGAAGAGUGGAUGGAAGAACACGUUAACCCAGCUUUGACAAGGUUACAAUGCCUUGUGCACGAUAUGGAUGAAGCUUUAGCAUCAAUUGACAUCAAAUAAAAAAACAUAUGCCUUUGUCUUCAAAGAGUCAUUAUAUCAAUUCAUUUAAUUUGAAUGUUACUGCAUUUGAUGAUUUGCACUCAAGGUUCAUCCUAUCAAAUAAAUAUAGGCACUGUCAGUGCCUGUGUGCACACUACCUGUUUCAUCUUCUGAGGUAUCCAGGCAUGGACAAUACCCAUCAAAUGUUGAGGAGUAAUGCAUGAAAUUUAAAAGAAUCAGUUAUGUACAAUGGUCAAAAGUUCACUGUUCAAUUUCUGAGAAUGUAGCCUCAAUUUACAGUAAGCUGUUUCUGUGUGUAUUGUUUCAAUCGAGACAUACCUAUAGUAUGUUUCAGUCCUAUUAUCCUUCUCUGUUUUGAAUAACAACCAAAGUCAAACAGUUUCUUUUGAAUGUUUCUGUGCCAAGCAGAUUUGCUUACAAUGAGGUGUGGAUAAAUUGAAUUAAUUUCUCAAAGAUUUAAAAACUGUGAAAUGCUGUAACAGGGACCUGGCUGGAGUAUAUCUGCUUAAAAACAAUUCUCAAAGUCAGAAUCAAUUGUUCUGAUAUACUGUGGACAUGCCCUUUUUUAUAUUAGUAAUUAAAUCUGUCAUAUGUUGAGAAAUCUUUGUCUUAAUAAAUUUUGACUAAGAAAAUUUAACAUUUUAAUUAUUAAUGUGAACAAUUAACUGUUAAUAAACAGCUUUAAUUCUAAA